Molecule: messenger RNA, 8679 nt
Organism: Panicum virgatum (switchgrass)
Lineage: Eukaryota; Viridiplantae; Streptophyta; Magnoliopsida; Poales; Poaceae
Product: probable NOT transcription complex subunit VIP2
Exons: 16
Coding region: 7376-8479 (367 amino acids)
Biological process (GO): regulation of DNA-templated transcription; nuclear-transcribed mRNA poly(A) tail shortening
Cellular component (GO): P-body; CCR4-NOT core complex
Molecular function (GO): glycosyltransferase activity
Source: RefSeq, a predicted model, not a curated record
CUGUCCAUUCUCCUCUCAAAAAAAAAAAAACUGUCAAUUUGUCCUCCCCGCUCCUCCCCUGUCGCCUCCCCCCUCACCGUCGCGACGCCGCCCUUCUGCCCCUCCUGCACCGCGCUCGACCUCCCACUAAAUCCGCCGCGCGCGCCGCGUCCACCGCCGCCUCGGAACCCGAUCUUCUUCGCCUCCCGCGUGACAGGCGCGGGCUCCCAUCGAUUGGAAGGGAUUGCUGCAUCAUGCAUUUUUGGUGGAUAAUCUUCAUUUGCUCUUGACUCUUCAAUGCUUGUUGUCUUCAAAAUGUCAGGCUUGCUUAAUUCAAACCUUAAUAGUUCCGCAUCAAAUCUUCCGGACUCAACUGGAAGACCAUUUACAGCAUCCUUUUCAGGCCAAUCUGGAUCAAUUCCAGGUUUCCAUCAUUCUGGUUUGCACAACAUUCAUGGAAGUUUCAACCUUCCAAAUAUGCCUGGAUCACUUGUCCAAAGGAAUGCUGCAAUGAGUGGCCUUCCAUCCUCUGGGGUUCAACAACCCGGUGGGAGCAUUUCUGGGAGAUUCACCUCAAAUAACCUUCCAGUUGCCAUGUCUCAGAUUCCGCACGCACAUUCAGGCGUCAGUGGUAGAGGGAUGAAUGUUGGUGCAGGUCCAGCAUUUAGUAGCAGCAUGAAUAUUGGUGGUAACAUUCAAGGCUUAUCCUCGAGCUUGGGUGCCGGUGGUAGUCGCAAUUCUGUUCCUGGGAUGUCGGUAUCUCCAUCUUUAGGAAACCUGGGCCCACGGAUCACAAGUUCUGUAGGAAAUAUUGUAGGUGGCAGUAAUAUUGGAAGAAAUAUAAGCUCUGGUGGUUUAUCCGUGCCAAGUAUUGCAUCUCGGAUGAAUCUGAGUGGUAACACUGUGAGUGGUAAUCUAAAUAGCAGGAUGAUGAAUGGCCUGCUUCAGCAAGGUAAUCGAUUACACCUACCCCAUAAACAUGUGGAAUAUUCUCUUUUUCAUAGACCCCGCGCAGUGCGGGAGCCUACGGCACUGGGUACGUCCUUUUUUUUUAUAGAUUUAAAUGGACUUCAUGUUUCAUCGUCACUUGCUUCUCAUUUCUCUAUAGUUUUAGCCUCAACUAUACCUGAAAACAUAUUCCACGCGUUGAUUGCCACUUGCUACAUUUCUUUCUUCAUGGCUCAAAUUGAAUAACCUUUCAACUUUUUCGGGAAUUUGGGCAUAUGAAAUAAAUGCGAACUCCCUUAUAUUAUAUAGUUUCUUUUGGAGCUUUUUGUAUCAGCAUGUAGCUUCUGCUUUGUGGUACUGUGAGCUAGUUUUUUUAAUUGUGAUAAUGAAGCCACGUAAAGUGAGAGUCAGAAGUAGUGCCUCAUCAAAGAUUCCCUCAGUUACACAUGAACUAAGUUUUGAACAUUUGUAGUUUUCUCCUCAUGUACUGCAGGGCAACUCAUGCAAUCUAGAUUUACAUAGCAUUGAAGCAUCCAUAUAAAAGCUUGUGUAUUUUUUUAUUCUGUAUAAUAGUGAAACAUGUCUUAAAUUUUUUUAAAUGGUAAUAAUAAGAAAUGUGCAUAGUAUUUAUCUGUUUAUCAGAGUGCAUGUCUCACCCAGCCACCUUUUUGUCAACAUCUGAAACCAGCAUCUCCUCAGUUGAUAAAUAUGCUUGGAAGUUCUUAUCCAACAUCUGGAGGUUCAUUAUCACAGAACCAAAUUCAAGCAGGAAAUAAUUCUCUAAGUUCUAUUGGGAUGUUGCAUGAUGCCAAUGACACCGCUCCAUUUGACAUAAAUGAUUUUCCCCAUUUGACUGGUCGACCUAGUUCAGCUGGUGGUCCACAAGGACAAUAUGGGUCACUACGCAAGCAAGGAGUUGGUGUUAAUACCAUUGUUCAACAAAGCCAGGAAUUCAGCAUUCAAAAUGAAGACUUCCCGGCUUUGCCUGGAUUCAAAGGUUGUUGCCGUCAAAUUUGUUACUAUAAAUUGUCUGUUGAUUUAGUGGGAUUUUCUCAUUUUGCCAUCGGCAGUGCAUUUGUUUGAUUGUGACCUUCAUCAGCUAUGUGCCUUUUACAACUUGUUAAACUGGCUCCUGCUACUUUGUACUUUGUUGACCUUAGCGUUAUAAGUGUCUAGUAAUCAACAAUAUGUUCCUGACUUGUGUUGUUAGCUCCAUAAUUCCUUUACUAUUUAACUUUUGUGGAAGGCUGCCAUCUUUUCUUAUUUUCAUGUGAGAUUAUUUUUACUAUCUUGAUGCAAUUGAUGUGAGAUCUUUUUACCAUCUUAAUGCAAUUGAUGUGAGAUCUUUCUACAAAUCUUGAUACGAGUUCUUUUGUGGAAUGCACUAGGGCCCUAACUUUAGGUCACAUUGUAGCUUACAAAACCCCAGCUUUGACAGACCCUGCAUCGAGUAAAAAGUCACGAGUAGUAUCCAGAUGAGCAUUUGCAUGCGUCAACAGCAAACCUGCCAAACGUAUAACAUGAUGUCAAUGAUUCUUAAUGGCGAACUUGUCAGCAUGCCACCCAAAAAGCAGGCACUGCACAACUUAGGGCUGUUCAUUCACAGGUUUAGCCAGUUUGGUAGCAAAAACCGACCCAACAAAACCACGGUUUGACGGUUGGUCCCACUGAUUUACAACACGGUUAAACCAGUGCCGCAUGCCCCACUUAUACAGGCAGGGACGGUUGCCGCUGUUGUCACUAGGCGCACCUUCUCCACCUUCCUUGGCCCGACCUUCUGGUGUUCCCUCCAUUUUCCUACCUGCUGUGCCCUCACCCUCCUGCUAUCCCCCAAUAUUACAGAGCAGCAGUUUCAUGCAGUGAUGGAUGCCUGCCGCAGGAUGAGUGCUUCGGAAAAGGAGCAGAACGUUUGUUUUAGAAUUUUCCUCCCAAGGGAGACUGCCAUAUUGAGCAUCUCUGCUUCCUAAGGUCAGGUCUGAUAAUCCGCAGCUUGAGGAGGCGCACAUGCAAAGGGAAUUUCCAGCAGCAUGUCUGCCAGCAAGCCAAGAGUUUGCCGGGGCAGUGCUGUGCUUGCGGAUUGGUCUUGUCCCUUUGGCAUGCCAUUUGUAUCUCCCCUCUGCUCUUGCAACGCAUCUGCCUGCGGUAGAUUAGACGGGCUAGCUGGUUUAAACUGCGACGUUUGUUUUAGAAUUUUCCUCCCAAUGGAGACUGCCAUAUUGAGCAUCUCUGCUUCCUAAGGUCAGGUCUGAUAAUCCGCAGCUUGAGGAGGCGCACAUGCACAAGGGAAUUUCCAGCAGCAUGUCUGCCAGCAAGCCAAGAGUUUGCCGGGGCAGUGCUGUGCUUGCUGAUUGGUCUUGCCCCUUUGGCAUGCCAUUUGUAUCUCCCCUCUGAUCUUGCAACGCAUCUGCCUGCGGUAGAUUAGACGGGCUAGCUGGUUUAAACUGCGUUCUGGCUCAACCUUUGCAGAAACCGUAGAUAUGAUUUGGACGGGCUGGUUUAGCGGGAUUUUUGGUUUGGAACCAAAUCAUGAGCAGGGCUAGUAUGAAUGUAGUGCAACAUUGGUAAUAAGAAGGGGUCAAUAUUAGGAUUAUUCAUCAACAGUGGUCGACUGAAAUUACCAUGGACCGUCAUUGUUUGAUGCUGAAUAAGGGGAAAUUAAUCAACACACGUAAAAGGUCCAAUUAUAACUCGCCCACUUGUUUGUACAUGCCAGCCAGCCUGUUACCCCGCUGUCAGCAUUCGAGUAAUAAAAAUAAGUUCCCGAUAUGCUGCUAGCUGCAUUUAUAUGCAAUACAUUGUUGGACAACAGUUAGAAAACAAGUUGAGUACGUUACCUUGAGUUUUUUUUUCAAUGAUGUUAGGCAAUCAUAUUUUAUGAAUUCGUACAGAGAAUUCAUUGUAUAGAUUCUCAAUAAAGAAUUUAUUGUAUGAUCUUGUCUUUUUGUGCUUGUACAUGGAAACACCAUGAGUGCGACACUACAAUCCAUAUUAUACAUGGAACGUAAAUAAGGCCAUUAUGAGGUGUAGCAUCUGAAUCAUCCAGAGAUGUUCUGGUCUCUUUGGAGUUCUCAUGCGACCUGGCCCAUUUCAAGCAAAUUAGGGCUAAAGAACCUCCUAAUGAUGAGAUGCAGUUGUUUCUUGUGUCUUUUGUGAUGCACCAAAAUGAUAAUACAGACAGGAAAAAAAGUUUUUCAGCAGUGUCUUACUCGCCAAAUUAUUACCGGAUACAAGGUCUAUUACAUCUAAUCUUUGCCUUUGAAUCAAAUUUCUAUAAACAUGCUUGACUCUUUUAAUUGUUUGCCACAUCAAAGGUCAAUUCACAUAUUGACUCUUUUAAUUGUGUUACCUGUCUUGAAUGGUUGCUAUUAAAAAACUUGCCUUUUGAGCUUAUUGGAGCAUCAAUGUUUCAUAAACCUGCACAAAAUUAAUAGAAUCUUUGUUAUGUUCUAUUGAUGCUUGACAUUCUUUUUAUGGACAUUGCACUAUCUUCAUGCAAAAUCUUUUUUUUUAACUCUGUUUUAACAACUUGGACAUUAUAAUCACCUCUCCUGUUAUCAGGUAACUCUUCAGAUUAUGCUAUGGAGUUGCAUCAUAAGGAACAACUUCAUGAGAAUGUACCUGUAAUGCAAACACAGCAGUUUCCUAUGGCAAGGUCAGUUGGCUUUAAUUUAGGAAGUAGCUACCCACCUAAUCGUCAGCAACACCAGCAAGGUGCUAACUCAGUCCAGAAUGCUGGAACUCAAAAUAUUGGACUAAGACCUAGUUUGGCAUACGAUCAAUUUAUGCAGCAAUACCAGCAGCCGCAGUCUCAAAAUCCUUUCAGGAUGCAGCAGAUGACUUCAGCUACACAUUCAUUUCGGGAUCAGAUUCAAAAGAUUCAGGGGGGGCCGUCACCACCUGAUCCAUAUGGCUUGUUAGGAUUACUGGGAGUUAUAAGGAUGAAUGAUGCUGAAUUAGCAUCUCUUGCUUUAGGAAUAGAUUUAACAACAUUGGGUUUGAACUUGAAUUCACCUGAUAAUGUAUACAAGACAUUUGGUUCACCCUGGUCAAAUGAGCCAGCAAAAGGAGAUCCUGAUUUUCAUAUUCCAGCUUGCUACUUCUCUGAGCAAACUCCAGAGCUGCAGCCUAUACUUUUUCAGAAGCUUCACCUAGCAACCCUAUUUUACAUCUUCUAUAGCAUGCCAAAGGAUGAAGCUCAGCUAUAUGCUGCCCAUGAACUAUAUAGUCGAGGAUGGUUUUACCAUAAAGAAUCAAGGUUAUGGUUCACAAAAAUUCCAAAUGUGGAACCUCUAGUCAAAACUCCUCUCUAUGAACGUGGGUCUUAUGGUUUCUUUGAUCCACAGAUUUGGGAGACAGUCCGUAAGGACAACUUUGUUCUCCAUUACGAGCUGGUAGCGAAAAGGCCAGCCCUUCCUUCUGUAGCACAAAAUGUUAGAUGAAAAAAAAAUUCUGGGUAUCUCCUUAGUCCUAACUCAAAUUUUGUCCCUGCUGGAUGGGACAAAGAAGCUCAUAUUCACAUUAUGGCAUCAUUACCUAACUCUUAAGGACGGGGAGAAACUCAGAAACUAAGGUUACACUGAUCUGCUGUGAGGAAGGCUACAGCACAGAAUUGGGGCUGUCCAGUUGACAGCCCUUGUAAUUAUACUAAACCAGUGUAGAGAAUGCUGCAUUUUCCUUUGAUCGUGGGGAGCGCCUACUCCCUGUGUAGGAGAAAACCAGUGUAGGACAAAAAAGAGAAGCAAUGGCUCAUGUCCUUCUGUCCCAGCCAUUUCCCUCAUGCGUCGUGAAGGAUCCUAUUCAAUUCAGACUUUUUGCCACGUGUAAGCUGCUCUGCUUGCCCCGCCAGUCACCGGGGUCGGGCCGGUCACAGCUGGCUAGUGUUUUUCGAGGUGUGACCGACCCAGAAUGUAGUUGGCGCUGCGAUACGUACACCGACCAGUAAACGGCAGGCCUGUAGCUGCCUGAUCCUCCCCUCAAUUAAUCUAACUGUGACAAAUAUUUUGGAAUACGCCCGCGAUUUCCUAGAGAGCUGGAUUUUGUCAGGUAGAGCUCUUUUGGCACUAGGAGUUGCGUGUUCCAUGGGUUUUCUGGUCACCAAUGCAUACAGAAGUCAAGUUGUCUGUUUCUGCUCUGGUAAUGCACACACAAAGAAGAAAAGGAUCGAUUUGCGUAAAUAUGGUAUCUCUCUGUCUGUCUGUCUGCCUUUUUCUUGAAAAAAAAUAUCUCUCGUUUCUUCUCCCUGCACAUUGUUUCGGAAUUCCUGCCGUGCCAGAUCCAAUAACCAAAGCUCACAGGCCUUACAAAAGUAGUAAUGAUUUAUUACUUUCCUCAGCCAGACACAAGACAUAGUACUGUAGUGUGUGUGGAGCUGUCGAAACGACUCAAAAUAGUAACUGCCUCUCAGGAGUAAAAUGGCUUACAUUUUCCAGUAGCCAUGAGUCAUGGCCCGAAACGCAGAAUUCGAUGGGAGUGAGUCACGGAGCACAGAAUUCCGAGAAGCCGAAGCGGUUUCUUGAGGAGCAGGAGACACGGGAGUGUCUUGCCAUGCCAACCAGAACCAUCUGCUGCCGCUUCCGCUGCAAAUGAAGCCCUUCAACAGGCUAUGGCCGGCGCUCAUGGAAAGCAAACUCGCCAUCACGCUGUUCGCCGGCCUCUUCGUCGGGGCAGUGGUCUUGCUCUUUGUGCCGCCGCAGUUCCCGGUCCAUGGCGAUAAUGGUGAGCUGCUCUGGCGAAUCGCCAAACUUGUGAGUUGCGAUAUACGGCUUGCUGCGUGAAAUAUGCCGCGAAAUGAGGUAUGCCUUCUGUGCAGAAGCCGACCGGAAUCGACGCAUCAUAUCCUCGUUGCUUGUCGCUACUCCAAGCGUCUUUGGGGCCUAGUUGCUGUUUGGGUCUCCAUCCCCCAAGCCGACCCCUCAAGGUGGCCGGUUACAGGCACUGUGAGAGACUGGUGGCUUAGCAUGGGAACCUUGGAGGGGGUUCCGGGCCGCGGAUUUUGCUCGCUCCUUCUUGUGAAUUUGGAGUUAUGGCUUGAGCGCAACACGAGAAUCUUCAAGCGUGCGGAGCGGCCUGUACAUAUUCUGCUGCUCAAGAUCAAGAAAGAGGCCAGAACUUGGGGCUUUGCGGGAGCUAAGCAUCUCUCUGUGCUGCUGGAGGUUCUCUUGCGGGGCUCGCCGGAAAACGGGGGUGCAGGUUCGCCGGCGGAGAAGAUGAACGGUCAUACACAGCCACCUCUAGCCAUUAUGAUAGCAGAAUCUCCAAUACCCACAGAGCAGGCCCACGAAGAAACCACGAGUUCCAUAAAUUUCACUGGUCCAUUCAUAUGCAGCUUAAUUUAUUUUGAAAAAUUCCUCUACAUUCGUUUGCAGGUGAAGAAAUUGCACCGGUCUCUGUUCUACGUCCUCUGAAGCCAAUCUGCGACCUCUCCGACCGGCGUUACGAUGGCUGCGAGAUGUGGGGGGACGCGCGCACGGCGAGAGGAGCCAGCAAGUCGUCGGUCUACUUCAUCCCACCGCCGUCGCAGCUCGCCACCACCGCGGCAGCCACCUGGAGCGUUCGCUCGCAGUCCCGCAAGAUCGUCGGCGUCCGCGAGGUCAUGGUCAGGUCCCUCAACCUGUCGAGCCUCCGCGACGCGCCCAACUGCACCGUCCGCCGGAGCGUGCCGGCCGUGGUGUUCGCGCUCGGCGGCCUGACGUUCAACUACUGGCACGCCUUCAGCGACGUGCUCGUCCCGCUCUUCACGACGGCCCCAGCCUUCGGCGGCGAGGUCGAGCUCGUCGCCACCGGCGCCCAGGGCUGGUUCCUCAACAAGUACGGGCGCAUCCUCGGGGCGCUCUCGCGGUACGCGGUGGUCGACCUCGACGCCGAUGGCGAGGUGCGCUGCUACCCGCACCUCAUCGUCAGCCUCCGUGGCCACCGCGACUUCGACAUCGACCCGGCGCGCGCCCCGAACGGCUACGACAUGCUCGCCUUCCGCUUGUUCGUCCGGGCCGCCUACUCCCUGCCGCCACCGCCCGUCGCGCUCUCGUGCAGGUCCGGCGGCACGAAGCCACGGCUCAUGAUCAUCCUCCGCGGCGCGACGCGGCGGUUCGUGAACGCGGACGCCGUCGUCUCGGCGAUCGAGCGGGCCGGGUUCCAGGUCGUGCGCAUGGAGGCGACGUUCACCGCGGGCAUGGACGCGGUCUCGCGCGAGGUGGACGCGUGCGACGUGCUCGUGGGCGCGCACAGCGCCGGGCUGACCAACAUGGUGUUCCUGCGCACGGGUGCCGUGGUGGUGCAGGUGAUCCCGUGGGGGAAGAUGGAGCCCUACGACGAGGGGUUCUUCGGCGCCCCGGCGGCGCACAUGGGGAUCCGGCACGUCGCAUACAGCAUCGCCGCCGAGGAGAGCACGCUCUACGGCAAGUACGGCAAGGACCACCCCGUGAUCACCGACCCCGACGUGUUCUACAGGAACGGCAGCAACGCCAAGCUGUACUGGCAGGAGCAGAACAUCCGGCUCAACACCACAAGGUUCGCGCCGAUGCUCGAGACGGUGAAGCGGAUGCUGCGAGAGUGAACUGCUGCUCUUGAUGAUGUACGAGUAGCAUUGUUUAGCAAUUAGCAGACGCAUAGAAAUAAUGUAUAUCAUUACCACACAUUCACACCCAUCAAACCUUAGAAUCUUAAAUUGUUUAGAUAAUGUACAAGUAUACUACUGACACAAACACUAGUGUUUUUAUUCAGUAGCAUACAUUCAACUAGGAUCAGCGAGAAAAU